UAUAUACAAGUUGAAAUUCUAUCAGUUACAGAUUAUUUUCUACUUCGUCAAAAAGAAAAACAGAAAUAUGUUGAUGUUUAUGAAGCAGCAGUGGUUUCUUCUACUUUGUUUUAUGAUCAUUUUAUCUUGCUUUCGGCCUCUAAAAUGUGCUCAGCUUCCACUGCACCCUGACGAAGCCAUCGUUCUCAAGCAAAUGGCUGCAACAAUGGGCUUCACACUCUUGAAUUCCACAAAGGAUCCUUGCCAAUCACAUAUGCUCCCAAUAGCCACUUACCACCUAGAAGCAAGUAAUCCCACAACCCCAACCAACAUAAUCCUUUGUAACUACACUUCUGGCAAUUACUCUCACAUCACCAACAUAUCACUCAAAGUUCAGAGUUUUCAAGGCAGGCUUCCACCGCAACUUGUCAACCUUAAGUUCCUCCGGUUCAUUGAUUUCACUUGCAACUAUCUCAAUGGCACUCUUCCAAAAGAAUGGGCUGCAUUGCGGCAUUUGGACACUAUCUCCGUUACUGCCAACCGCUUAACGGGGGAAAUUCCACCGGAUUGGGGCAAUAUUACCAAUCUCAUUUACUUGAGCUUGGAAGCCAACCACUUAUCUGGAAGCAUCCCUGAGAAGCUUGGGAAAUUGGUCAAUUUAAACGUCCUGUCACUUUCCUGCAAUCAGUUUGUUGGAAGCUUGCCUGAAACACUAGCAAACAUCAAGAACAUGAAUAAUUUGUAA
Molecule: messenger RNA, 724 nt
Organism: Pistacia vera
Lineage: Eukaryota; Viridiplantae; Streptophyta; Magnoliopsida; Sapindales; Anacardiaceae
Product: probable LRR receptor-like serine/threonine-protein kinase At1g29720
Exons: 7
Coding region: 68-724 (218 amino acids)
Molecular function (GO): protein binding
Source: RefSeq, a predicted model, not a curated record